Molecule: messenger RNA, 3958 nt
Organism: Cryptotermes secundus
Lineage: Eukaryota; Metazoa; Arthropoda; Insecta; Blattodea; Kalotermitidae
Product: protein FAN
Molecular function (GO): protein binding
Source: RefSeq, a predicted model, not a curated record
AAGCCAAAGAGUAUUGUACAUGGCAAUUUGUUGUUGUUUUGUCAUAGGUUAUGAAUAGCGAUGAAUAGUAGUACUUUGCCGUCUGUGCGGUUAUGAAGUUAUAAUAAAGUGUCAUUACCAGUAUGGAAAAAGACAGGUUCUCGUUACUUUUGUUGGAACCUGCAGAAAUAUACUUUGAAGAUUUCAGUGCCUUUUUGUUCCCACUUGAUGUAAACAAACAUGACUUUGAGAAAAAGAAACAGAUUGGACGACUCAAAAUGUGUUCAAAGUCGAUAGUGUUUGAUCCUAAAGACAUGGAGAAACCACUUAUAAAAAUUCCUCUGAAGGAGUGUAUGAAGAUAUCACAGUGGGAUGGAGAACUUGCAACCAAAAUAACUCCAAAAAAUAAUGUUGUUGCUGUGGACUGCAAACAGUAUGUGGAGAUGUUGGCAGGAAAUGUGCUCGCUCCAUAUUCAUUUGUAGCUGAAAAACACAGCUUUCUUUUCCUGUUAAAUUAUGCCCAUGUUGCUGACUGCCUUCCGCAGAUAUGUCAACUUCACCGUGCAGCGACUUUACCAGCAGCUGAGCAGAACAGCAUGAUAGCUGCUAUUGUAUAUUCUCGGCAGAAUCGUGUCAGUUUCGACACACUGUGGUUGGAAGACCUGUAUGAAAAGGUGAUCCUGGAGACUCAAGGAAGCAAAAUUACACCUCUUGUAGUGAACCCUGGGAGAAUUCUGCUCACAUCAUCAAGGCUUUACUUUCAGCCUUACAACAAUGUAGAAUCUUACCCAGUGUUGAAGAUUCGCCUUCCAGAUAUCAAAAGAAUUGUGCAGAGGAGAUUUCUUUUGAGGCAAGUGGGUCUGGAAAUAUACUGUGAAAGCAAUAGCCAAGUGACCCAUCUGUAUUUAUCAUUGAAAUCUGAAGCAGAAAGAGAUGCACUGUACCAGGGACUUUUGGACCAACCUUCUGUGCACCUGGAGAACACAGAGCAGGAGAUGAUGACCCUGCAGUGGCAAAAUGGAGUAUUGUCUAAUUAUGAUUAUUUGUUGUAUUUGAACAGUAUGGCUGACAGAACAUUCAGUGAUCUAACUCAGUAUCCAGUUUUUCCAUGGGUGAUACAAGAUUACUCGUCUCUGAAGCUGAAUUUGGAUGAUUCUAAGUCAUACAGGGACCUCAGUAAACCCAUUGGAGCUCUGAAUGAGGUUCGUCUAGCCAGAUUAAAGGAGCGCUGUGAAGAAAUGUCUCCUCCAAAGUUUUUGUAUGGUUCCCACUAUUCGGCACCAGGGUUUGUCCUGUUCUAUCUUGUGAGGAAGUAUCCACACUAUAUGCUCUGUCUUCAGAAUGGAAGGUUUGACCAUCCUGAUCGUAUGUUUAACAGUGUUCCUGAUGUCUGGAAGAAUGUCAUGACAAAUAUGUCAGAUUUCAAGGAAGUGAUUCCAGCAUUCUAUGAUACCGAAGGAGUUGGAGACUUUUUGGUUAACACAUAUGGAAUUAACUUUGGGUACAGACAUGAUGGUACUAAGAAUGGAGAUGUACAGCUCCCCCCUUGGGCUACUGGGCCACAGGAUUUUGUGAAAAAGCUUCGAGAUGCCUUGGAAUCUGAUCAUGUGUCCAAUAUGUUGCACCAUUGGAUAGAUCUCAUUUUUGGUUACAAACAAACUGGAAGUGAGGCAAAAAAGGCUGAUAAUUUGUUUUAUUACCUUUGUUAUGAGGGUGCUGUAGAUCUUGAUUCUAUACAUGAUCUCAAUCAGCGGCAUGCUUUAGAAGUGCAGAUUAUGGAAUUUGGUCAAAUUCCAAAACAGAUAUUCACACUGCCACACCCACAGAGACGAACUGGUAUCCCAGCUUUGAUGCCAACAGGAGGUGAUGGUUCUGCUGCUUCAUCAGAGAUGGAUGAAAGAAGCACAUUGCAAGAGAGAGUACACAGUGUGUCGUGUUUCCCUGUGUGGCAUAGCUUCAGCACAUUGAAGAAUAUUGCCCCAUUUCAGACCCACAAAGAAGCAGUGACUGCAGUGGCUGUUGCUGGAAACAAGCAAUUUGUGGUAUCAGUGGGACAGGACUCUCUUCUCAAAAUGUAUUCCAUUUCAGAAAAAAGGCAGGUGCGCAGUGUAACGCUGUCUUCCAUGGCAUUAUCAUCAUGCAUCAUUAUGCCUGAUGAUAAGUCUCUCAUAAUAGGAUCCUGGGACAAUAACAUCAUUCUGUAUAAUAUGGAGUUUGGGAGAGAAAUGGAUUCUGUUCGAGGUCAUGAAGAUGCAGUGUCAUGUCUUGCUUGGGGCAACAAGAACCAAAUUCUAGUGUCUGGAUCCUGGGACUGUUCAGUACGAGUAUGGCAAGGAAUGGCCGAGGGGCGACGGAUCAAACCUUCAUCAUCCUUAAUAGCUCAGUUUGAUCAUGAUGCACAUAUAAGUUGCCUUUCAGUGACCAGGACAUAAUGAUACAGUGUAUGCAGCAAGCUUUAGUCCAGAUGGUAACAAAUUGGUGUCAUGUGGUAAGGAUAAAGCUUUCAAGGUUUUUGACCUGGCCUCUGGGAUGCAAGUGUAUACCAAGACACUUGAUGAAGAAUUAAGGUGCCUUUGUUGGGAUGGCUUGACUCUGAUACUUGGAGGAAGCUGUGGAAGUCUGUACAUAUGGGACUUGGUCCAAGUGAAACUACUGAAACAGUUACCAGCUCAUGUUGGAGCAGUGACUGCAGUUGCUGUGUCUGAUGAUGGCACUCUGGUUGUAUCAGGUGGUGAAGAUCGUUGUGUUAUAAUCUGGGAGCCAUCCUCUGAGAGCUGAACUGCAUGUAACUUCUACCUGAAGCAGUAUUGAUAUGCAAGCAAUUUAUAAACUUGAAGAGUUAUGUGCUUUGUUAUUGAACAUUGUCUUCCUGUUGUCAUAAAUUGGUGAUAUAUUAUUAGUAAAGUAACAGCACUUCUCAGGAGGUCUUCUUUUAGUAUCGGGCUUAAAACUGUGCGUGCAUAGCAUCACCUUUUUAUUGCAUAGUACAUGAAAUGAAAUGAAGUAUGUUCAGUACACAUUUAAAGAUAUAAUAAGUGAAGUGCAUGAAAAGAAAUUAAACAUGUGGAAGAUGUCAACAGUCAAAAAUCUUAAAAGACUGGAGAUUAGUGGAAUUUUAUACUUAAUGGGAACAUUUCCCCAUUGAUAUCAUUGAGAAAUUUAAAAUAUUAAUACAAGACUCUUAUUUGCCAUAGGCUACCUAAUUGCAGAAAAGGUCAUUCCUUGCCAAAAUAAAUAAGAAUAUAACUCAAAAUGGGAUUGUUUGGACAAGAGAAUAAGUUCAUAUAAGGAUUUAUUACAAUAAAUGAGAAUAAAACUCGUGUAUACUCAGGCAGCAGUGUCUUUGUUAAUGUGGGACAGCUUAUGAGCUGAGGUGUACUAAUUAAGGAACUGUCUGGAGAGGGUCUGUAGUCAGUUCUAAGUAUUGUGUUGCUCAAGAAGUAAUGAUAUUGACCAUAUCAGUGAAGAGUUCGUGACAGUCCUGACAGAAAGAUCAAAAUGUACCAAAUUGUACAAAUUGUAAACUCCAAUUUAAUAUGUUUGUGUUUAUUUCUUAAUAUGGAAAUUUCUCACCAACCAUAAUUCACUAUACAUGCAUUUAAAGUAUUUGUGAUUUCCCAUUUGUGUCUAGGAUUGUAAACAUGUACUUGAUUUUAUAUAGCCUUUGUGGUCAGACAAAGUGUAUCUCUUUUUAUUUAAAAAAUUGAGGAAAUCAAUUAGGAUCUCCUUCAAAAUAGUUCCCUUCUGAGCUGUAUACGAUGCUGCCAACGUUCAAAGCAAUUCUGCAGAUCACUUUCUGAAAGGCUGUUGAGGAUCUCUGUCGUUUUUGCUUUCACAUCUUCUACUGGCAAAAAAUGGGUUCCUUUGAGCACUGACUUGAUUUUUGGGAAGAUAUAGAAGUCGCAGGGAGCCAAGUCUGGCGAAUAAGGUGGGUACUUGAGCACAAUGAUGUUGUGAAAUGAUAGUUUGGAGAAGAAAA